Messenger RNA from Eupeodes corollae, 2907 nucleotides. It is a transcript of the gene Toll-9, whose product is annotated as toll-like receptor 13. NCBI's taxonomy places the organism in Eukaryota, Metazoa, Arthropoda, Insecta, Diptera, Syrphidae. The transcript is spliced from 5 exons. Gene Ontology annotation, cellular component: membrane. The record is from RefSeq and is a predicted model, not a curated record. Gene Ontology annotation, biological process: immune response; toll-like receptor signaling pathway. Bases 45 to 2768 code for a protein of 907 amino acids. Gene Ontology annotation, molecular function: transmembrane signaling receptor activity; protein binding.
UGACUUUAGUUUGUGAAAAUUACGUUUCGGUUUCGGUAUUGUGUAUGUCGGGUAAUAUCUCUGAGUUUAAAAACAUGAACCAUCGCUACAGGAUUCUAGUGUUUAUCCUUUUGUUUUAUUCAAAUAAUUGCAGUCAAUGUGAUGCCACGCCCCUCAGUGAUCGAAGUCGAGAGUUUUCGAAACUUGAACAGAAACAGAGUUUAGUGAUAGAAUCUAUCGAAGAUUUCAAGAGAGAUUUUUUCAAACUUAUACAUUUAGCGACGGUGAAUUUAAAAGGUGCAAUAAUCUCAAAAAUCGAUAGUAAUAGAAAUCGAAAUAACGGUUAUAAUGAUACAACUGGCGAGAUUGAAAGUAACGAAGACGAUACCGAUUGGAGUGGCUUUGACGAGAGCGUGACGAGGGAUAUUUUAAAUGAAUAUAUUUUAAAACUGCUGUCAAGUGAAGGAGGCCUUUGCAUGAUGGAUGGCCUGAAAGAACACAUGCAAACCUGGGCUCAUACAAAUGGGAGUUUAGUAGUUUCAAAUUUAAAAGGAUAUUCAAAAUUGUUUAUAGACAAAUCCCAUCGAACACGAAGCUCAGACGAAUUACUUGAAGCAGAAGUUACAUUUGAAUGCGACAACAACCUUGACUAUAUCGUUGCGUUUUCGGCGGCUUACAAUGAUUUAAAAAAUGCACCCUACAAAACUCUUCAAAGAAUUGGCCAAAAGUUGCAAUAUCUUACGUUGAAGGGAAACAAUUUUUCAUCUAACAUACCCAGUGGGGAUAAAUUCAAAAAUGAAAUGAGCAUUGCAUGGUCCACCUUUCCCAAGCUGAAUGCUCUUAGGGAAUUAGAUAUCAGCUACUGCAAGAUUGAGUUUAUUUCAUCGCAUGUCUUUGAAAACUUAACUAAACUGACGGCACUCUACAUCUCAAAUAAUAAGAUUUUGAGAGUUCCAUCGCAAGCGUUUUCCUUUGUUCGAAACAUUCACUAUCUAGAUCUAUCGAAUCAAAAUGCCUUAGACAUAGACUUUAAGAUUCCCAUACCACCUCUUGAACAAAUAAUUAACCUCCUUGUUGGCGUAAGGAUUGAACAACAUGCCUUCAAGACACUCACGAAGCUCGUCUACCUAGACCUGUCGUUUACGAAACUCACCAAAACUAGCGGAGCAGCUUUCGGCUACUUACCAAAGAGCCUCAAAUAUAUAAGUCUCUGUUAUACGUCGUUUCCUGUUUUACCAGCAACCUCGUUUCGAAAUACAAAACUUUUAGGACUUGACAUGUCGGGAAACUCUUUUACAGUUUACUCCUUGGCUGAGGAGUCCUUUGCGAUGGUGGCAAAGUCCUUAAGGAUACUUUUGUUCGACGAGGCAAAUAUAAAAGACCUCAGGUGGUUGAAGAAGCUCAGUCGUCUUGAAGUACUGAGCUUAGCUAAGAACAACAUUGACAAUGCAGGCGUAGAUACAUUGGCGCACAUUCUAAAAAACCUUAAAAUCCUUGAUUUGAGCUCUAAUCACGUUGGAAACUGGUAUAAUAGCAUAUUUACAAACAACACUAAGCUUGAAGUUUUGAAUCUUCGCAACAACAACAUCAAUAUUCUCACAUCGGAAAUGAUGAAAGAUUUUCAAGGCUUACACUAUCUUGGCAUUGGGGACAAUGACUUUGUUUGUGAUUGUGUUCUUCGAGACUUUGUGGAUAUUGCGAUUGCAAAUAACAAAAAGACCGAUUGCUUGAAUAAUGUUCUUGAGAACACUCAAGAGGCGUUUGAUUCGAAAUUUAGAGUUCUGGAAAUUCCGCACUUGGAUGAGAGCUUUUCAAAUACCUCUGUCGCUUAUGCAGCAGCAAUUUCAAAAUACAAACCAAUGAUCAAAGAAAGUUACGAAAACAUUCGCAAAGUAGGAAACGGAUACUCGCAUAAACUUUUCAAUUUCCAUGUAAUCACGAAGUAUUUCAAGAACUUGAGCACCAAUCCUUGUCCGAAUCCGAGUCAAAUUAUUCUCUACGACAAAAUCAAUGGUUCGACGAUGAAGUUCCAAUUGCUCGACUAUGAGGACAUCCAUUAUUGGUGCUUCAAUGAGACCGAGAAGAUGGCGUUUUUCCAGCUGGACUGCCAGCCGAGAUCCUUUGAUGACAUCAUUAUCCAGAGUAUUCAAAAUGCUACAAAGUAUGUGGUGAUUGUGUCGUGUAUUGUUGUCUUCAUUGCAACUGUUACAAUAGUAGUCUACCUGAAGCGCUGGCACAUUCAUUACUAUUGGUCGUCCUUGAAGUCAGCCGCCUUAUUGUCACUUGCCGCUAAGGAGAAAAGUGAAAGCUUGUAUAGUUUAUCGGAGUCGGAAUCGAACGCUAUGUACGACAUAUUCAUAAGCUAUUGCCAGAACGAUAGACCGUGGGUUUUGGAGGAGUUGAUGCCGAACAUCGAAAUCGCAGGAGAUCUUUCUAUUUGCAUGCAUGAAAGAGACUUUGAGGUUGGAGUUCCAAUUCUCGACAACAUAAUAUCGUGCAUGGAUCGAUCGAGAUGCCUAAUGCUUCUUAUAUCAACAAAUUUCCUUCUUAGUCAUUGGUGUCAAUUUGAAAUGCGAUUGGCUCAGCAUCGAAUGUUUGAAGCCAGCAAAGAGCACGUUAUCCUUGUAUUUCUGGAGGACAUUCCCAAGCACAAGCGUCCCAAGACUCUUCAAUACCUCAUGGACGUUAAAACAUACAUCAAAUGGCCAUCCGGAUCGUCGCCCAACUCCAAGUUGGAUGAAAAGAAAUUAUUCUGGAAACGCCUCCGAAGAUCGAUAAGCAAUAUCUAAAAAGGUCAACACCGUGCCCAAAGACUUCACAAUGUACCUGAUAGUUAGAGUUUUCGGCAUUAGUCAUUAAAAAAAAACUCUCCUUUUUGUUUUCUCUUAAGUAACUUAAAUUAAUUUAUUCUAUUUUUCAUUAAAAACA